GAAAACGACAAGGAAGACAACAGCUCACUAGAACAACGCCAUUUCAUGUCUUUAUUGCUGGAACCAAGAAGUCUAAACAUCUUAACAGAGGACAUGUAUACAAAAUAUCUUCAUGGUAUUGCUGAACGUAACGUUGAUCUCCUAGAUGGUAAAGUUAUUAACCUGGAUUCAUGUUUUAAUGUUCCAGAGAACAAGAGAUUGCUGCGUGACACUCGCGUCUCCCUUACAAUACGCUACGUACCAAAAGUCUUGAAUGUUAAACUAAGAUUUGGGAAAAAAUAA
Molecule: messenger RNA, 282 nt
Organism: Paramuricea clavata
Lineage: Eukaryota; Metazoa; Cnidaria; Anthozoa; Malacalcyonacea; Plexauridae
Source: the annotation of a GenBank genome assembly